AUGUUGGCAAGUCGUUUGAGAGGUCCCAGGCUGGUCAGACAGGGCAAAUGGGCAGGGGAGAGAGCGAGAUCGUGCAGACGAGACGCAGACAGCAGGAGACGUACUCUGAGUCGUUUGAGGUUAGGUCCAAGGACUAAUGUGCUUGAAAGGCUAGGCCCACAGUCCAAUGUCCAUGCUCGCUUGGGCCCACAAGGAGCUCGAGUUCGUGAGCGGUGGCAUGACGAGCGCAACAAUCGACGCCCACCAGCUAGCUUGAGGACCAACACGCGGCAGCAAGCUGUAAAGGGAUCCUCCCAAGCUCAACCUUCUCAUCUGCCUCGUGGGCAGGGAAACCAAGGGGAUCGACCCUUUUGA
Molecule: messenger RNA, 354 nt
Organism: Prunus armeniaca (apricot)
Lineage: Eukaryota; Viridiplantae; Streptophyta; Magnoliopsida; Rosales; Rosaceae
Source: the annotation of a GenBank genome assembly